AUGGUGUUAUUAGAACAAACACAAUAUUUUGCUCCCCAAUUUCAACAUCACAUUCAUCAUUUUCUACACAUAAAACAGUAUACAGUCUCGUUUUCGGCGGGCGAGAAACGAGGUGACGAAAAUUGUGUGAAUAAGAAGGAAGAAAAAAUGAUGCGAUGGUUGGACAUCAACAUUUCAUUUAGUCAUUGA
Clunio marinus is the source of this 189-nucleotide messenger RNA. Lineage: Eukaryota; Metazoa; Arthropoda; Insecta; Diptera; Chironomidae. The record is from the annotation of a GenBank genome assembly.